This is a messenger RNA of Anneissia japonica, 1159 nucleotides long. Its product is annotated as thioredoxin-like protein 4A. Gene Ontology annotation, biological process: mRNA splicing, via spliceosome. Gene Ontology annotation, cellular component: spliceosomal complex; U4/U6 x U5 tri-snRNP complex; U5 snRNP. The transcript is spliced from 2 exons. Bases 198 to 626 code for a protein of 142 amino acids. Lineage: Eukaryota; Metazoa; Echinodermata; Crinoidea; Comatulida; Comatulidae. The record is from RefSeq and is a predicted model, not a curated record.
GGUGGCGCUGUUUCAAAAUCAGCAACACUGGUAGGGGCGGUAUUGCAAAAAAGUGACGUCGGUAUUUCGUCGGCUACUUCUGGGAUAGCUCCCCGUUCAUUGUUAAUGCUGUUUUUGGUUCUUGUGAUUGAUUUUUAACAGUAUUUAACUUCCACUGCAGGGAAUAUUGAACGAAAGAUUAUUAGGAAGUCCUCAAGAUGUCCUACAUGUUAACACAUUUACACAAUGGAUGGCAAGUGGACCAGGCCAUUCUGUCAGAGGAAGACCGUGUAAUUAUUAUACGUUUCGGACAUGAUUGGGAUCCACUUUGUAUGAAAAUGGACGAGGUGCUUUUUGGCAUUGCAGAUAAAGUGAAGAACUUUGCAGUUGUGUACGUCGUUGAUAUUACAGAAGUGCCAGACUUUAAUAAAAUGUACGAGUUGUACGACCCAUGUACUCUAAUGUUCUUUUAUCGUAACAAGCAUAUCAUGAUUGAUUUAGGAACGGGUAACAACAACAAAAUUAACUGGCCGCUUGAAGACAAGCAAGAGAUGAUUGAUAUCAUAGAGACUGUAUUUCGUGGAGCACGAAAGGGGCGAGGUCUAGUAGUAUCACCAAAAGAUUACUCAACGAAGUAUCGUUAUUAAAAAAAUCAAAUUGUAUCUUUUCUGUGUCUAUUUGUCAGUAAAGUUUUGACAAAGCCUGAUGAAACUACCAUGACCAGAGUUAAAACAGUGCUGGUUAGAUUAAUUUGUAGUAUUUGGUGAUGGCCAUACAAUAAAAACCAUGCACUAGAGAGCAAUGCCAUCACUCACAAAGAGGCAUGACUACCAUAGUAGGAUGCGAGACACAUUUUUAUUUUAGUAACAAUUGAAAUAGAGUUAAACAAGGGCGAGAUUGUUCCCCCUAAUUGUAAUAUACAGUAGGUGUAAAGUGCUAAUUCACUAGGGCUGGAUUUUUGUAACCAGUGUUUAAGAACAUGUAUACUAUACAUGCAUCACAAUUCAAGACGGUCAAGAUAGUCUAUCAACUGCUGUAUCCAGUCCACCCCAGGAUUUAAAGUGCAGUAUAAUAUGUUGUACCUGUAAUGUUUUUGAUGGAAAUAAAUUUGAUGUCAGCUUUUUAUUAGAAUGAUCUAUUGACUUUCUUAGUUUUCCAUUUCAUUUAGUCAAUGACAUAA